AUGUCCCAAUCGUGGUGUUUCACAUACGCCAAAACUCACCCCAAAGUUCUUAGAGGCACCUCGCCAUACUUGUAUCGCCGAUCCACCAAGAUACAUACCUCUCUCGACAUGGAAGAAUCAGAAACAUUAUUCGUUUCGGGUUCAGGAAACGGCUUCAUCUGGUCAGCCUGUCGCGCAUACAACCAAGGCGCCCCCCUGUUCAUUCGUCCUGAUGAUGUCUGGCUGGCGAUCCUCCAGAGCAUCGGCCGUUUCUGUCUUCCCGAGAUGGACGAGGCUCUGUUGAAGGAGAAGUUUGGCGUUCCUAGGUUGACCGACAAAGACUUUAGUAGCCCUAAUGCCUUGUCUAACGAAAUGGAGUAUCUCGUCAACAGGAGAUGCUUAUCAGAGGAACGCAAGAACUCGUUGAUGCCAGACUUUACCACGACGCGUCCGGAAGACGUCACGGCUGCUUGUGUCUCCAUCCUCGGUAAGCAGUGGAACGAGAAACUCCCAACCGACUUGCGCUUUCGAAUUGGCAGCAUUUCUAUGGUGACACUCGUUGGACAGCCUUGCGAUUGGUUAGGUCUCCUGGAUAAGCUGAAAGACUUCGAGGAUGAGGGUGAAGGCGUCCAGCUCUUUAUCAAACGCAUACGGCCGAUUUUGCGUCGCCUGCAUUAUGCCGCUCGUGAACCAGAUAGCCCAACGGCGCGCGAGUUGUUCAGCACAAUGGUUAGGAGGACACCCCCAGACGACGUCUGGUACGAAAUGGACAACGCAAAUGUGGUGGAUGGUUGGAUUGCUUCCUUUUACCAUCAAAACGAAAAGUGCCGAGCGUGGCAACUAGCUGGCGAGAGCUAUGAGCCAUUUGAAAAGUAUGGAAGCGAGGCCUCCGACACAGCCGGGGAAGAAGACGACGACGAGAUAUUCUAUUACACCGCCAAUCUCGCCGACAUUCCAACCGGAAUAUCGAAAAUGCCUGUACAGCUUCAGGGCGAAGACAAUACUCUUGAUUGUUUCAUGAUAGGAGGGUCUAUCGCUAUGGCUUAUGAUCGCAACGUACAUGACGUAUGGAUGUAUAGGCCGAUAUCAGGGUGGAUUAUGAGCUGCACCGAAGAUUCUGAAAUGGAACGCAAGAGACAAGAUAUCCUGCAUGAUGUAAGGAAAGAGAUCCGACGUGAGUGGCGAAAAGCCCAAAAUACUUUUGGUCACUGCGCCAGAAGCACUGAUGCGAUUGAGGCGGUGUUGAGUUCGAUCAAGCACCGGUUGGGUGAGUUAUGA
Molecule: messenger RNA, 1257 nt
Organism: Fusarium pseudograminearum CS3096
Lineage: Eukaryota; Fungi; Ascomycota; Sordariomycetes; Hypocreales; Nectriaceae
Exons: 1
Coding region: 1-1257 (418 amino acids)
Source: RefSeq, a predicted model, not a curated record